Eriocheir sinensis (Chinese mitten crab) is the source of this 2346-nucleotide messenger RNA. Its product is annotated as organic solute transporter alpha-like protein. Gene Ontology annotation, molecular function: transporter activity. The transcript is spliced from 11 exons. Lineage: Eukaryota; Metazoa; Arthropoda; Malacostraca; Decapoda; Varunidae. Gene Ontology annotation, biological process: transport. Bases 736 to 2295 code for a protein of 519 amino acids. The record is from RefSeq and is a predicted model, not a curated record.
GCACACACGCCCCGGGCCUCUGUACACAUGCAAACGGUUUCUUCCUCGGCCCAGUGCAGUUGGUUGGGAGAAGUGUGACGCGAUGGACCGUGGAGGCUUAUUACUACGAACUCCAUUACACGAGCAAAAGAAGGAAAGAGGAAGCUUGAGUUGACGGGUUGAACUGACAGAGCAAGUGAGGUGACUGUGUGAGGCGUUUCUCCUCCUGAAAGACUAAAGGAAGGCACUCGUUGGGGCUUAUCCAGUGCUUCGCUCACCCCCUCAGCCCCAACACCGAGGGGUCAAGAGGACAAGAAGACGAGGAAGAGGACAGGAAGGAAGAGGACAGAAAGAAGAGGAGGUCAAGAAGAAAGACAAACACGAGAAUAGAAAACAAUAGACAGCAAAAGAAGAUCAGAAAGAAGGAAAACAGGAGACACAGGACAGAAAGAAGUUGAAGAAAGAGGAGUAGAGGAAGAAGGAAAAUAAGGAAGAGGAAGACAGAAAGAGACGACAAGAAAGAAAACCGAAGGAAAUCAAGAGAAAGAAUUACAAGAAGAAGGAAAAAAAACACGAAAAGAAGACAAUAUAAAGGAAGACAGAAAGAAAGAAGAUAAGAAACAGAACACAAACUAGGGAAGAGAAAAGGAGUAAGGAAGAAAGAAGGAAGACAAGGAAGACAAAGGAAGAAAAGGAAGAAGAGAAAAAUUAGGAGGAAGAAGAGGAGAAUAAGAAGAAUAAGCAAAGUAACAGUUCAUGAUGGAGGAAGUUUGGAGCACUGAAGGGAUGGACGCAAAUAUGACGGAGAUCGAUGGAGGCGACAACAGCAGUGACGUCAUUCGCUGUGAGGAUAACUACAUCCCCACCGUGGCCGAGUACAGCAAAGCCAUGGGGGCGUACCAGACAGCCUUGCUAGCGGUGGGCGGCUGUACCACCGUCCUGCUCUACGGGAGUUUAGCAAGGCAGGUGCACCACAUACUGAGGCACGUGGACAAACGCUUCAGAGGCCACGUUCUCUGGCUCACCUCCGUCUGCCCCUUCAUGACCCUGAUGAGCGUGAUCUCCGUCAUCGUCCCACGCGCUGACACCGCCUGCACCGCCUUCAAAGUCACCUACCUGGCCCUGUGCUUGAGUCACUUCAUGGACCUGACCACGGCGAUGUUCGGGAAUGAGAAGAUAAUGCUGGAGAAGCUGAAGGACCAGAAAUUCAACCUUCACGUGGGUCCUGCUUGCUACUGCUGCUUCUGCCUGCCCUCCCCGCUGGUGACGAGGGACAAGCUGCGGUGGGUGAGAUGGUUGCUCUGGCAGAUGCCCUACACCCAGGCCGUCUCCUUCAUGGUGCAAAUCAUCUGGUCCACGGCCGUCAGCGACACACAGGGCAGGCAAGACCCAAACUUCAACAUGCUGUGGCUCAUCUCUCUCAGCUUCGUGACCAUCGUGGCGGGAAUCUACGGCCUACAGAUCAUCACCGCCCUCUGCCUGGACCACCUCAAGGACUACGGCUACCAGAGAAAAGCGUUCGCCAUCAAGAUCCUGAUAUUGGCCUCGCAACUUCAGAGCUUCACGCUGGACAUUCUCUCCCUGUUCAAGAUAUACCCCUGCAUGGGUCCUUACAUCUCCCCUCGCGUCUUCAAGCAGACUCUCGAGAACAUGCUGUACCUGCCUGAAAUGCUCGUAAUUGGACUUCUCACCUGGCGGAUCUACAUGACGUUAGAGCUUGAGUCCCAGGGCACCAAGGACCAGGGAGCACUUCCAACCACCGACCCCUCACACCCCCGAUCCUCCUUCGCCUCCGUGGAUAAAGGAUCGAGCCCUCAUAAGAUGCAGUCCCUUGAUGUACCCUCCCACCCUCGAUCCUUUUCCUCCUCCUCCUCCCCCCGGUACUCGGUUGAUAAAGGAUCGGAUUCUACUGAUAAGGGAUUGAAUGCCGCUUAUAACAGUAGGAUUCGAUUCCCUCAUGGUGACAGUUCGUCUGUUUCUAAUGCAUAUUCUCCUCGACCUUAUUCCUCCUCCCUCCAGCUGCCUCAUGAUUCUUCUUCUCUCCAUCCCUCCAGCUUUUCCUCCACUCCUCCUCCUCGUCCUCCUCGCUCUCUUCGCCCCUCCUCCUCCACCUCCGUCCCUUCCCAUUCUUCCACUUCUCCAGAUUCUUCGCAUGAUUCUAAAAACCUUCGCGUUUCUCCUGAUUCCUGUUUGUACUCUGCUUCCCCUACCACCUCAUCCUCCCUUCCUCCUUACUCUCCCUCCGGUGACGAGAAGGAGGGAGAGGAAAGAGUGGACUUGGAGGCGGGAAGGAGAGAGGGAAGGUAUGAGAGGUGAGGUGGAGGAGGAGGAGCUUAGGGAGUGAAGAAAAGGAGUAACUAUGAAAAA